This is a messenger RNA of Thermothielavioides terrestris NRRL 8126, 861 nucleotides long. RefSeq lists its product as uncharacterized. The record is from RefSeq and is a predicted model, not a curated record. The transcript has 5 exons. Bases 1 to 861 code for a protein of 286 amino acids. Lineage: Eukaryota; Fungi; Ascomycota; Sordariomycetes; Sordariales; Chaetomiaceae.
AUGCCGUCGCAGGAGACCACGCCGCUCCUUUCGGAUCACCAGGCCCUUCCUUUGCACAAUGGAACCCGACAGACCCAAGGUUCUGUGCCCAUCUCCGUUCUCGUCUCUCGGUCCGCCUGGCCCGGCCUGAGCUCGCGUGCCUUGCACUUCCUCCGUGCCGGAAUCCUAGCUUAUCUCGCGGCUCUCGUGCCCAUGCUGGUCCGCUAUAAGGCAGCGGAGAAGGCCGCAGCCAAUGUGACACCUUGGAGCAUCCUUUUCGAUUUCUCGAUGCUCUCAUAUAUCCUUCAGUUGCACUGGCACCUCCUUAGCUAUCCAGGCCAGCCGCGGUCUUCGUCCAAUAACUUCUGCCCGAGCCUCCUGUACACCGCUGCCCUUGUGUUCAACUUCAUGAACGCAACCAUCUUUCCCAAGGGCGAUGACAAUGGCGGAGUGCUUGGACACGGCUGGCUCCAGACAUUCUCCGUCAUCAACAUGUACGGCGUCACACCGCUAAUCGCCAUUGCCGAGGUCCUGUUUCUCAACACUAUCACACACCAGCAUGCGGUCGCCCGCCACGUCCUAUCCACGACAUAUCUCUUAAUGGGUUACCUCGCAUGGGCAGCCAUUGGCAACACCAUGACGGGUCAAUACCCGCUUUUCUGGAUGGAUCCAACGGAGAUUGGGGGCGCCGGACGCGUCGCGGCUUGUGCUUUCGGCUUCGUAGGCUUGGGCGUAUCAGCAUUCGCUGCUGUGUACGGCCUGACCGUACUGCGGGAGAAGCUCGCAAAGUACGCUACGCGGAAGACGCAGUAUAGCCCGGUACCCGAUUCCGAGCAUGAGCACGAGCGGGCGGCCGAUCAGAUGCCAAGAAGGCGUGCUUAA